AUGACAAUGAACACACUGCAACUAUCGGCCUUCGUUCUCUUGAUAUUAGCCAUUGAAAUGGAUCACGCAUCGGCACGAUACGUCAGAACGGGAUACGUCAGUGAUCCAGUCGAGCUACUACUUCAAGAUGCCUAUUCGUCAUUGCGGAAUCAAGAAUACAUGCCAAUCAAAAGGCCCUAUAGACAGAUCCAGAAACGCCGUUACUCGUCAUUCCCUCCGUCCUUCUACAGCACAUUCGGCUUCGGAGAUAUGCCGAUGAGUCAACGACAUGUCAUGCUACCGUACACCGAUCUUCUAUUCAGCGGGCGGUGA
Molecule: messenger RNA, 312 nt
Organism: Ostertagia ostertagi
Lineage: Eukaryota; Metazoa; Nematoda; Chromadorea; Rhabditida; Trichostrongylidae
Source: the annotation of a GenBank genome assembly